Molecule: messenger RNA, 1224 nt
Organism: Aspergillus affinis
Lineage: Eukaryota; Fungi; Ascomycota; Eurotiomycetes; Eurotiales; Aspergillaceae
Exons: 2
Coding region: 1-1224 (407 amino acids)
Source: RefSeq, a predicted model, not a curated record
AUGGACGACUUGAGCUAUGCAAUUUCUGCAGACAUCAUCUUAGAUGGUUGCCACGGGUUUGAGUCGUACAUCUCAUCUUAUACGACAGGAGAUCGAAUCAGCCGAGUUGUCGUAGUGGUUUCUUCCUGUAACAUCGAAUUCGAUCAACUUCAAAUCAAUUUCAUAGGGUACCAAAGUACACGAGCACACUUUGCAGCCCCGAAUAAAGCCCACCACCAAUUUCAAGAGAUUAUAGAGCCUAGCCCGGAAUCAAAUCUUCCAGCUCCGCAGAUCUUACGCAAGAACCAGAGGUAUUCCUUCGGUUUUGCAUUCGACAUCCCAGACAUUCUACCCCCAUCUUCCUGCCUACACAACAAGUCCGCCCCGGCCAUUGUACGAGCAGCACACCUACGACCUCCCCCAAGCCUUGGAGACGCCACCGUCUCUGGACUUGACGGCAGAUUGCGCGAUGACUUUGCCCCAGAAGCAUGUCAUAUUUCCUAUACUAUCCAACUCCAGAUUAUCCGCAUGAAUCCAGUAUCGGGCGUGGAAAAGUCAUUAUUCAUAAGGAAGCAAAUGUUACGUAUCAAGCCGGCGUUAGAUAGGAGCUUGGUUCUACACCCGGGCCUCAUUUCCCAGUCCGAGUACUCUAUCCGGGGGGAAAAGACCAUCUAUGCUAACAGGCUCAAAAAGACAGCCUUGGGGCAGCUAUCUGCAGCUAUAGAAGAUACCCCAAUCCGCAUCUGGCUCCCACUUCGAGAUCCUCAUAUCCUGAUCAGCCAAACUGUCCGGAUUACCCUCUUAUAUCACCCGGAAGAGCAUUCCAAGUCGCUGUCUCCACCCCAACUGGAUUCGGUGGAGAGCCAGAUCAUAGCACGUACUUUUCACACGACGAGUACGGACGGUAGCUAUCGGCCUUUCGAGGAAAAAAAAUGUCUCGGACAACCGACCAAAUUCCACGACAAACGAUUUCCGCCUCUUCUUCGUCCCAUAUUCUCAGUCAAUUGGCUCCAGGAUGAGACGGGUGGGUCGUUCACCACAAGUCUCCAAGUACCGGUGACACUUCCACGGGAGAAUUUCAUUCCGUCUUUCCAUACGUGUCUGGUCUCGCGCUUGUACAAUCUCGAAUAUCGGUUGAAUAUCCGUAAGGGGGGUUCCAUCACGUUGGUCGCCCCGUUGGUCAUCUCGGCAAAACGGGAUCCGGCGGCGUUGCCUUCGUACAAUGCGACUUUUGGGCCAAUUUGA